ACGUAAUUGCAUCAUGGCGGAUCAGCAGUGAUAACAGAGGAGGCACUUUCUGUUCGCACCUGUUAGUGUUUGUCUGUUUAAUUUCAUGUAAACGAGCUGCUGACAGACGGAGACAGAGGUUGUGGUGAGAAGUUGUGUUUCUGUGUCCCUAGUUGCCCUGUUGUGUGUCGCUAGUUGCCCUGUUGCUGUGUCGCUAGUUGCCCCGUUGCCCUGUUGCUGGUCGGACAUGUGCACUCAGACUAAAGCUGCCGCCCUCAUGGCGAACCUCCCUCCGGCUGACAUCGACCCGUCCGGAGUCUUCAAAUACGUCCUGGUCCGAGUCCACAGCCGGGAGGAGGGAGACGAUUCGGAGGUGGACGUGGUCCGAGGAUACGGCUGGGCGGAGUACCACGCUGAUAUUUACGACAAGGUUUCAGAAGAGCUGGAAAAAAGCGGAGACCUGGACUGUGAGUGUAUCGGAGGAGGAAGAAUCAAACAUGAUCCUCAGGCCAAGAAGAUCCACGUGUACGGAUACUCCAUGGGAUUUGGACGAGCAAACCACGCAGUGUCAACUGAGAAACUCAAGGCUCGCUAUCCAGACUAUGAGCAGCUCUGUUCCGGACAACCGCCGAACUGUAAACUGCUUAGAUUACAGCAAAUGAACCUGGUCAUCCUGAAGACAUCCGCUAGUUAGCCUAGCUACAUCAACAGUGGAAAAUGAUACUGUCCACAAACUCAAAAAGUGUUUUUACACGUUAAUAGCUGUUGCUAGCAUGUUGCUAGCAUGCUAGUUGCCAGUAUAUAUAAAGAAAAAAACUAAAGUUGCAUUCAUAUUUAGGUCCAGAAGUUGAAAUUAACACAAUUUUCUUUACAUUUUCUGUCAUUUUGCCAAGAAGUGGUUUUUGAGGAAGUAGUAUCUGAAACUGUCCCUAAAUGGCUAAUUUUAAAAUUCAGAAAACAAAAUAUGUGAAAUACACAAGAUAGAGGCAGCUGUGGAAUAUACAUAUGUGUGUGUUUUCUCACUUUUGGAGCAAGGCUAGCAGUUUCUAGUUUUUCUAUGUAGUUGUAGUCUUUAUGCUAAGCUAGCCAAGGCAUUUAUCUUAUGGAUAUUUACUCACGAAAUAGAAUUAUUUUGUCUGUGAGUUUUAGUUGGUUUUCUGUUGAUUGAAUAGAUUUUUGUCUAGGAGAUGUUUUUGUGUUUGACAAAGUGAUGUGAUAUUUAAUUACAUUUUACCAAAAAGUCGA
Messenger RNA from Amphiprion ocellaris (clown anemonefish), 1224 nucleotides. It is a transcript of the gene phpt1, whose product is annotated as phosphohistidine phosphatase 1. Gene Ontology annotation, molecular function: protein histidine phosphatase activity. The record is from RefSeq and is a predicted model, not a curated record. The transcript has 4 exons. Lineage: Eukaryota; Metazoa; Chordata; Actinopteri; Pomacentridae. Gene Ontology annotation, cellular component: cytosol. The coding region runs from base 227 to 673 and encodes 148 amino acids. Gene Ontology annotation, biological process: peptidyl-histidine dephosphorylation.